GUCUUUGGUGAUCUGAUUUAAAAACAAGGCCAGAAACCCAGAUCACAAUCCUGGAUUCUCAUUCUUCAAGUUGGGAUUUUGAGUUGGUAACAAGUGAUCAGACUGGAAAAGAUGGCAAGCAAUGAGGAACAGAAAUUCCAAGUUAGAAAAUUAGAGCUCUCAGAUAAAAGCAAGGGCUUUAUAGAACUACUGCGACAGCUAACCACUUGCGACUCUGUAUCUGACAAAGACUUUGAAGAUCGGUUCAUGGAGCUUCAGUCUCGUGCUGAAGACCAUCAGGUGUUUGUUAUAGAAGAUGAUCGUUCUGGGAAGAUAGUUGCAACUGGGAGUGUGUUCAUUGAAAGGAAGUUUAUAAGGAACUGUGGUAAAGUUGGGCACAUUGAAGAUGUUGUGGUUGACUCCAAUGCUCGUGGAUUGCAUUUAGGGAAAAAACUUAUUAAUUCCCUCACAGAUUAUGCUCAUUCUGUGGGCUGUUAUAAGGUGAUUCUUGAUUGCAGUGUUGAUAAUAAAGCAUUCUAUGAGAAAUGUGGCUACAAGCAGAAAGAAAUUCAGAUGGUGAAGUAUUUCAUUUGAGAAGUGUUUUUAUCUUCAGAGUUUGUUUUAGGACUAUACUUCUGAGUAGAGCCAAAAAUGAUGAUCUUAUAUCUUCACCCUAUAUAAGAUCAACAUGUAAUGAAGAGAAUAUGAGUUGCCAAGAGAGGAUAUUUGACUGAUAAUAUCAAUGUGUUUAUGU
Molecule: messenger RNA, 733 nt
Organism: Fragaria vesca subsp. vesca
Lineage: Eukaryota; Viridiplantae; Streptophyta; Magnoliopsida; Rosales; Rosaceae
Product: glucosamine 6-phosphate N-acetyltransferase-like
Exons: 2
Coding region: 112-573 (153 amino acids)
Biological process (GO): UDP-N-acetylglucosamine biosynthetic process
Cellular component (GO): endoplasmic reticulum-Golgi intermediate compartment; endoplasmic reticulum; Golgi apparatus
Molecular function (GO): glucosamine 6-phosphate N-acetyltransferase activity; monosaccharide binding
Source: RefSeq, a predicted model, not a curated record